This is a messenger RNA of Suillus subaureus, 1176 nucleotides long. RefSeq lists its product as uncharacterized. The coding region runs from base 1 to 1176 and encodes 391 amino acids. The record is from RefSeq and is a predicted model, not a curated record. Lineage: Eukaryota; Fungi; Basidiomycota; Agaricomycetes; Boletales; Suillaceae. The transcript has 3 exons.
AUGUCACCGCCUUUGACCGUCACUGUACGAGGCCGGACUUUCGAGCCGACACCUGUGUUCGAUACGUUUUGGCGUUUCGCGGCAGAAAGACACGCUAUAACCGAAAAGCGUUUCAAAGACCUUCCCGCUCCAUGGACGGACGACCCUAUUUUACGAGCUUAUCCAUUCUGUAAUACGUACCGGGUUCUAGACCGGGUGAGCCAAUACAUAAUCACAGAAGUCAUCGAAAAAGGUUCUCAAGAUCCCACCGAACUUGUGUUUCGAAUUCUGCUUUUCAACACUUUCACGAGCAUUAAUACGUAUGAAACCCUGCGACGCGCGAUCGCACCUUUCACUUGGGCCACCUACGAACGAGCCGAUUACGAACGCGUCUUGCGUCGUUUGUACGACGACAGAGUCUCGAUAUACACUGGGGCUUUUCAAAAGCCUGCACCUAGUCUAGGCUUCGUGGAAAACUUCAUGAAUCAUCUCGCUCUCAUGGAGGUCUUGAUGAAAGACUUGCCCAUGCGGUGCGUAAAGGCCAAGUACAUCGCGGACAUCUUUGAAUGGCUGUGCACCUUUAAGAGCAUGGGAGACUUCACUGCGUACCAGCUGGUGUUGAACCUCUCCUAUUCAAGUGUUUUGAACUUCUCGGACUACGAUUUUGUGGUGGUCGGGGUGGGUUCACGUCGAGGCCUUCAACGCUGUUUCAAAGGUCUCAUUCCUCACAAAUGCGAGAUUGACAUAAUCCGAUGGAUGCAACUCACGCAGAGGGAUCAUUUCUCGCGUCUCGACCUGAAGUUUAAUGGCUUGGGACCCCGGGCUCGUCCUAUUAUGCUGUGCGAUGUCGAGCACAUCUUAUGCGAGGUCGAUAAAUACGUCAGGAAGCUCGGCACACCAGCCCGUCGCACCUUUCAGCCAUCUGGCGCACUUCCAAAGAUGCGUCUUCCCAAGGCAUGGACGCUUCCUGCGCGGCUAUCACUCCGUAUCAAAUGCCAGAAGGAAGCAGAAGUCGAGUUCAUCGAGAAGUUUGUUGUGUCAUCAAUUCAAUCGCACCGAGGAGUGGAAGGCGAAAGAGAAUUUUUAGUUUAUUGGGAGGGGUACAGCUCCGAUGAUGCUUCAUGGGAACCCGAAGACGUGCUUGUCGAUGAUGCACCCAAUGCCAUUAGGGAAUAUUGGGAGCGUGUACAAGCCUGA